This is a messenger RNA of Centropristis striata (black sea bass), 1848 nucleotides long. Its product is annotated as protein phosphatase 1 regulatory subunit 3B-like. Lineage: Eukaryota; Metazoa; Chordata; Actinopteri; Perciformes; Serranidae. Gene Ontology annotation, cellular component: protein phosphatase type 1 complex. Bases 354 to 1283 code for a protein of 309 amino acids. The record is from RefSeq and is a predicted model, not a curated record. The transcript has a single exon. Gene Ontology annotation, biological process: regulation of glycogen biosynthetic process. Gene Ontology annotation, molecular function: protein phosphatase 1 binding; glycogen binding.
UCUUGUUCAUUUUAAUGCCUGGUACAACUAAAGGUACAUUUGUUUGGACAAAUAAAAUGAUAACAACAAAAAUAGCUGAUAAGAGUUUAAUUUAACCCAUUGAAGCCUGGAAAGCGGAUACGUUGUUUUGUAGUAUUUGUAUAAGCUCUCAAAUACUUUGAAUUUUUGAACUUUUGAAUUUCAUUUCUAUCUGCUACAGAGGCUGAAAAAUCUAUUUUUGAGUAGAAGCGUUGACACUUCUGUUGAAUUUCCAGAAAAACUUCAGGUUUUAGGGGCUGAUUUUAAAAUCGCCCAGAGGUUUUAUAGGCGUUUCAGGCCUCAAUGGGUUAAGAGCUGAUAUCUAGACAUUUCCCAUGGUUUUCUUGAUAAAAACCAAAAUCAUUACCUCUAACAGCCCGUCUCUCUGUCUCUCAGGGCCCACCAUGCCGAUCGACAUGGCCCUGCCUCUGUACCUGUCCACCGAGGAGUUUGUCUUCAGGAAGUCUUCUAAACCUCGUAAACCUGCUCUGAACUCCUGUCUGAGGUUCCAGCGGUCUCCGUGCGUGGAGCCGGUGGAGCCUGAGGACGGACGAGGCUCCAGGAGAGACGGCAGGAAGGCCAAGAAGCAGGUGACGUUCGCGGACCACCGAGGCCUGUCGCUGACCAGAGUCAAGAUCUUCUCUCAGUUCGACGACCCCAUCGACAUCCCGCUGAACAUCCAGGAGAUGCUCAGCUCGGCUCUGUCUCUGACGGCCGAGGUGGACAAGCUGGUGCUGGACUUCGCUCAGCCCUCCUCCGACUACCUGCACUUCCGCCAGAGGCUGGAGAGGAACUACGUGUGCCUGGAGCACUGUGUGCUGAAGGAAAAGGCUUUGGCGGGAACCGUUAAAGUAAAAAACGUGUCCUUCCAGAAGUCCGUGAGGCUGCGGGUGACGUUCGACAGCUGGAAGAGCCACACGGACGUAGACUGUGAGUACAUGAAGGACUCGUAUCCCACCGCGUACAGCGACACCUUCUCCUUCGACGUCGGUCUGCCGGAGCAGCUGAGACCUUACGAACGCGUCGAGUUCGCCGUCUGCUACGAGGUGGACGGACACGAGUACUGGGACAGCAACGAGGGCGCCAACUACAGGAUCGUCUGGGCGUCCAUGAAGAAGAGCCGCCAGGACGCCUGCAGCCGCCACACCAGUUCCUUGGACUUUGGGAUUCACUUUGACCGAUACGGCAGCCCGACCUGCUCACACGGGAUCUUCCCCGACUGGCCGAGUUACGCUGGACACGAGAACUCGGGUCCGUACUACUGAACAAGUCGUUUCUGCUGAGUUAUUCUCUUCUUUACAUCAUGCUGCUGCUCAACCUGCUGCAACUUACAUUCGUUUUAUAUUACAAUUGUUGUCUUGAUUAAUUGAAAUAUUGUGAGUCGAAAAGUUUUUUUCAAUGUCUUGUUUGUCCAAAAAAAGAUUCCUGAUGUAAAGAAAUCCAAAUAUUAGGCUUUUUUACUUCUUGAUGAUCCAGUUACCUGCUGAUGAAUCAGAGCUGAAGUUCACUGACAGCAUCGUUACAACUCGUUUUAAAUUGUCUGUCUGUUCAGGCCAGUUUGAAAUUAAAUGUGUUAAUUUAUUGUAACUUUUAAACAGUGUAAUAAUUGUUGUUUGCCUGUUGCCUGAUGUUUCACUGCACCGUCACCAAAGCUUUGCACCUUUGACUCAAACAGGCUUCAUGCUGUUGGUUUGCACAGAAACACAAAGAGAAAAAAACACUUUGUCAUGUUUUAAUGUCUUUUUAUAAGCACAUGUGUCAGCGUUGGGGGUCUAAUGUGUCUGAGUGUGGAGGUUAAGAAGUGCUGGUCAAUAAAGUCAUACAUUUUAA